Molecule: messenger RNA, 1743 nt
Organism: Physcomitrium patens
Lineage: Eukaryota; Viridiplantae; Streptophyta; Bryopsida; Funariales; Funariaceae
Biological process (GO): mitochondrial respiratory chain complex I assembly
Cellular component (GO): mitochondrion
Molecular function (GO): protein-arginine omega-N symmetric methyltransferase activity
Source: RefSeq, a predicted model, not a curated record
GAGAAAGUGAGAGAUGGCGGUGUUAGGAAAAAAGGAAACACAAAAUCUGGAUUGUUGGAGUGCAUUUCUUUUUCGGAGACUUGAAUUUGUAACUCGAAGUUGAAGCUUCGCUGAGGUUUAUUUUUUUUAUUUGAAGCAUUGGUAGCAAUGGCUUCUCGCCUCUUCCUUCGUUCUGCUCUUUCACUGAGGAGAGCUUCCCGUUGUGCUUCUUCUUCUUCUUCUUCUUCCUUUCGAUUUGUUUCGUCUUCUGGAUUUUGUUCCUCUUCGGGUACGCCCGGAUUUCAUCCAUUGCCAGUAUCUGAUGCUGCUGUGGGUAUCGAGCAGCCUGCGCCUGAGAGUUCCUUAGUCGUCGAUCGGUCGGGUCUCUUCAAUACUCCAGAACACAGCCAUGGGCCAGGACCGUCGGAGGAGACUCCUAUGGCGAAACACCUCAAGGCUCUCAUCCGGUUUCGGGGAGGCCCAAUCACCGUCGCUGAGUAUAUGGAGGAGGUAUUGACAAAUCCAAAUGCGGGCUUCUACAUGAACCGCGAUGUCUUCGGAACUCACGGAGACUUUGUCACAUCACCCGACAUCAGCCAGAUGUUUGGCGAGAUGGUGGGCGUGUGGAGCAUGUGCUUGUGGCACCAAAUGGGUCAACCCGAAGCCGUGAAUAUAAUUGAGCUGGGACCUGGUCGAGGUACCUUGAUGGCCGAUCUUCUUCGGGGAACUGCAAAAUUCAAGGAUUUCUCGCAAACGUUGUCAGUUCAUCUGGUUGAAUGCAGUCCUGCUCUGAGAAAAAUUCAGCAUGAAACACUUAAGUGCGUUUAUAAGGGAGGAGCUGAAGAGAAGCCCACAGCUGAUGGCCAAAACUCAGAAGUUGUGGACGAUCGGAUUAGUCAAAUCUCAGGGGUUCCUGUAGCUUGGCAUUUUGAUCUUGACCAAGUUCCUCGAGGAGUUCCUACAAUUAUUAUCGCUCAUGAAUUUUAUGACGCCCUUCCCAUCCACCAGUUCCAGAAGUCGCCACGAGGAUGGUGUGAAAAGCUGGUUGACGUUGCUGAAGAUGACUGCCAGGGGUUGAGGUUUGUCUUGUCACCAGGACCUACUGCAGCAAGCAAAUUAUUUCUCACAAGGCGAAUGAAAUGGGCUUCUUUACAAGAGAAAGCUGAGAUAGAACAUGUUGAGGUCUGUCCUCAGGCUAUGAAAGUGACAGCUGACAUCGCAAAGAGAGUUGGUGGGGAUGGGGGUGGCGCACUCAUCGUGGAUUAUGGAGACAGCAAAAUUGUAUCAGACAGCCUGCAGGCAAUUAAGAAACACGAGUUCGUCCAUGUCCUUGAUAGCCCGGGCAACGCAGACUUAAGUGCUUACGUGGAUUUCGCUGCACUGAAGCACGUUGUGGAAGACGCAGCAGUGGGUGCAGCAGUGUAUGGGCCAAUUACUCAAUCACAAUUCUUAGGAGCUUUAGGCAUCAACUUCCGUCUUGAAUCUCUCGUGCAAAAUGCCACUGACGAGCAAGCUGAAGCCCUGCAGCUUGGGUACUGGAGAUUAGUGGGAGAUGGGCCAGCACCAUGGCUAGACUCUGAUGAUGAUGUCAAUAGGGUACCCCCAGGUAUGGGCUCUCGAUAUAAAGCGUUAGUAGUAGUUAAUGAUAAAUAUGGUGCUCCUGUUGGCUUCCAAUAACUCAAAGCAUGUCGGGACACCCAAAAGUUGAUGUAUGUACUGUCAUUUAGGACUGGUAAUAUAAAAAUUGAUUCUUCUUCACCCUCA